AAAACUAUACUCUCCAUCCACAGGCGGGCCUUUGUUUCUUUAUGGUUAUGCAAGGCUCAAUGGCAAUAUUAUUGCAUAGCUUUGUGGGAAUUUUGUGCUUAGCACUAGCUACUGUAGUUGCAACAAUGGCAGUGCCAAAGCAGCAAGAGCUAGAUCGAAUCUCAGCACUACCGGGACAACCACCAGUGUCUUUCUCGCAGUUUUCUGGUUAUGUGACGGUCAACGAGCAUCAUGGCCGAGCUCUCUUUUACUGGUUGACUGAAGCUGCUACUGUUUCUCCUCACAACAAACCCCUCGUUCUUUGGCUCAACGGAGGACCAGGUUGCUCAUCAGUGGCAUAUGGAGCAUCAGAGGAACUUGGCCCAUUUCGGAUUAAUACAACCGGCUCAUCUCUUUAUCUCAACAAGUAUUCAUGGAACAGAGAAGCGAAUAUUCUGUUUCUUGAAUCACCUGCUGGUGUCGGUUUCUCGUAUACAAAUACAAGCAGUGACCUUGAAGAUUCUGGGGACAAAAGAACAGCUCAGGAUGCUCUAAUAUUUCUACUUAAGUGGCUGUCAAGGUUUCCUCAAUACAAAUACAGAGAAUUCUACAUUGCUGGGGAGAGCUAUGCAGGCCAUUAUGUUCCUCAGUUGGCUAGGGAAAUUGUCACUUACAACCAAGGGAAUUCCCAUUCCAUCAUUAAUCUCAAGGGGUUUAUUGUGGGUAACGCUGUAACAGAUAAUUACUAUGAUAGCCUUGGAACUGUCACGUUUUGGUGGAGCCAUGCCAUGAUAUCGGAUCAAACGUACCGAUCAAUCCUCAACCAUUGCAAUUUCACAGCAGAAAGAGCAUCACAGCAAUGCGAUGCUGCUGUAAAUUAUGCCAUGAACCAUGAUUUUGGAGAUAUUGAUCAGUACAGCAUUUAUACACCAUUUUGCUUGACAAUGCUCAACAACACCAACAGGCAUCUGAGGCUCAAAAACACUCUUCUUCGCCGGCGUGUUUCCGGGUACGAUCCAUGCACUGAGAAUUAUGCAGAGAAAUACUAUAACCGUCCGGAUGUGCAGAAGGCAAUGCAUGCAAACAUUACUCGAAUUCCUUACAAGUGGACUGCUUGCAGUGAUGUUCUUAUCAAGAAUUGGAAGGAUUCUGAAGAUUCCAUGCUGCCAACAUACAAGCAGCUUAUUAAAGCUGGUCUGAAAAUCUGGGUUUUCAGUGGGGACACAGAUUCAGUCGUUCCAGUGACUGCCACACGGUUUGCCCUCAAUCAUCUCAACCUUACUAUCAAAACUCCGUGGUAUCCUUGGUACACCGGAGGCCAGGUAGGAGGAUGGACAGAAGCGUACGAUGGCUUGACCUUUGCAACUGUACGAGGAGCCGGACAUGAGGUUCCCCUGUUUCAGCCUAACAGAGCUUUCAUUAUUUUCAAAUCAUUUUUAGCAGGAAAAAAGUUGCCAAAACGUAACUGACAACUUAACCAGAAAUAUACAUGCACAUAUAUUUGCCAAGUUCCCACAACACAAACAAAUCAAGGGUGAUGAUCAGGGGGCAGCUAGAUUAGGAAGCAUUCAUUCAAAUUAGGGAGCAUUCGUAUUUUGAUGGCACUGUAAUUUAUUUAACAUCAUGAUAUUUUGAACAUGCUGCUGUUAUAUUACUUCUAAGUUCUACACUGCAAAGCAAAAUAAAAUCGAAGUUAUUUUUUGGACAGC
This is a messenger RNA of Prunus persica (peach), 1688 nucleotides long. Its product is annotated as serine carboxypeptidase 24. The record is from RefSeq and is a predicted model, not a curated record. Gene Ontology annotation, molecular function: serine-type carboxypeptidase activity. Bases 42 to 1448 code for a protein of 468 amino acids. Lineage: Eukaryota; Viridiplantae; Streptophyta; Magnoliopsida; Rosales; Rosaceae. The transcript is spliced from 9 exons. Gene Ontology annotation, biological process: brassinosteroid mediated signaling pathway; proteolysis.